AGAGAGAGAGAGAGAGAGAGAGAGAGCAAAAAAAAAAUCACAGGAAGCGAAGGAAAGAAGCUGAGAAUAAUAUUUCUCAUGUUGGUGCUAGUCCGCACACGGGUGUAGAUAUUAUUCAUGAUGACGAAAUCUCUUCAAAGAUAAAGACCUUGUUUGGCACAUAGUAUCCAUGGAAACAGCUAACACGUGAUGGCAAACAUGGUUGCAAGUCUAAUUCACACUAUAACCUCACACACGUCAGAUGUCAUGUGUGUCGCCUUCACACACAACAAACUGGCAACAUGUGGGGGCGACAAAACCGUUCGUUUGUGGAGUACAGAAGAUUUCUCUGAGGAUGAGUGCUCUCCCUUGCUGGGCCACACCUACUAUGUUCAGUGCUGUGCCUUCUCUCCGUUCGGCACGGUUCUAGCAUCGUGCUCUACGGACGGGAAAUUGAUACUGUGGGACACAAAGAAUGGGAGUGAGCUGGCCGUGUUACAACACCCGAGUCAGAACUGUAUCCGCGUGUGUCGGUUUUCACCGGAUUCGGCGAGAAUUGUUUCGGGAGGAGACGACAACAUGAUAUGUUUUUGGGAAGUGGCCACACACAAACUUUUAGGAACCCUGGUGGGCCAUGAAGAAUCAGUGGUGGCAUGUGCAUUCAGUGCCGACAGUAACUAUCUCGUGUCCGGCAGUAUAAACGGGGACCUGAGGAUCUGGGACGCCAAGUUUGGGCAUGGAAAAUGUCUGGCAUUUGAGCUGGACGGCCACGAUCUCGGUGUCACAUGCUGCGAGUUUUCUCCAACAUUUGGAACUGCAGAAAAACCUGACAGUCCUGUGGCAGUGUUUCUGCUAGCUACGUGCGGGAAAGAUGACUUGGUCAAACUGUGGGAUUUCACUGCUCAAGUUGGAACCCCAACUGUCUCACUGAAACUUAGAGACACACUACCCGGGCAUACCGACAUCAUAAAUUCGUGUUGUUUUAACCCAAAAGGAGACAUCCUGGCAUCUGGAUCCAUGGAUAAAACUGUUCGUUUGUGGAACCCUUUGAAGGGAACACCGCUAUUCACAAUUCAGGGCCAUGAAAGGUUUGUGCUGAGUGUGGACAUAUCAAUGGACGGAAUGAUGCUAGCGUCGGGGUCUAAUGACAAAACUGUCAUGAUCUGGAAACUGACGGACACUUCAAGGAUUAUGGCUGGUCUUUCUGGAUAUGAGGAUCCUAAAGCGACAAAAAGCCAGACUGACUCCACUGGAAUAAAUACGACCGUACAAAAGUGGUCCAUUGAUGAUGUGUGUGCAUGGAUUGUCUCCCUUGGUUUGGAGAAGUACGAAGAUGAUUUUCGACAACAUGCCAUUGAUGGGACUGAACUGUUGACCCUAUCAUCUCAAGAUCUUGAGUUACAUUUGGGGAUUGCUGCCUUGGGUCACCGAAACAAGAUUCUUCGAAGUCGAGAUCACAUACAAGAGCAGCCAUUGUGUCCUGACCAGAUUGAAGCAACCACCAGUAGCACCCAUGAUGAAUUCCUGUGUCCAAUAACAAGAGAAAUAAUGAAGGACCCAGUCAUUGCAUCAGAUGGAUACACAUACGACCGACAUGCGAUCCAGUCCUGGUUUGAAAAGGGAAAGAACUGCAGUCCCAUGACCAACUCUGUUCUUAUUCACCAACACCUCACACCAAACCGGACACUCAAGAUGCUCAUACAGAAACAUAUAGAAAAAACUACUUGAUGUAUAACUAGAACGGGAGUUUGUAUAGAAAUCUGUAGGGUGAUAUACAAACCAGGGCGUUAUAUAAAAACCUAUAAUCCCCUCCUGUUGCACCUCACAUCGAAAUGAACACUCAAGAUUCUUAUUCAGAAACAUAUAGAAAACAACUACUUGAUGUAUAACUAGAACAGGAGUUUGUAUAGAAAUCUGUAGGGUGAUAUACAAACCAGGGCGUUAUAUAAAAACCUGUAGUCUCCUCCUGUUGCACCUCACAUCGAAAUGAACACUCAAGAUUCUCAUACAGAAACAUAUAGAAAACAACUACUUGAUGUAUAACUAGAACUGGAGUUUAUAUUGAAAUCUGUGGGGUGAUAUACAAACCAGGGCGUUAUAUAAAACCUACAGUCCUAUAAAAUAUAUAUAUAUAUAUAUACAGAACCUCACAUACCUUUUUUUCGCUUUCUAUUUAUUGCACAAGUUUAUUUUGCGCAAGAAUAUAUAUACCACGGUUUUUAAUUUAACGUCAUAACAACAUUUUCUUAAAUCUAUGAUCAAUCCUCCUUUCAUGGAUUUACUUAACGUAAGAAUUAUACUCUGCGUCAAUCUGGUGUAAUGUUUGAAAUACGAUGUGACGUAAUUUGUAAAUCAUACAUGGCGUUGGUAACAAAAUGGCGCUAACUCCAGUAAAAAUAAAAAGGGAAUUCCCCAUUUACAAGUUCCGGUCCAGAUUGCACAUGUGUGAUACAAGAUAAAUUUAUCACAUGGUUUGAAAAUGUCUUUAUGACUAUAGUAAGAUUGAAUAGGUAUGUAAUAAAAACCAGGACAUCCUAUAAAAACCUGGGCUUGUACAGACAUUAGGCUAGAGAUUUUCAAAGUUAUUUUAACGCUGUGAUAUUGUGAAACCACCAUAGGCUAUGACAUCACUACAACACACACCAUGUAGUGACAUCAUACAAUAGUUUCAGGGGUGUAGCGUGAUCUGGACCUGGGGGUGGGGGGGGGGGGGGGGGGGGUGUGUGAAAUAUGAACCAAGUGGACCCUUUUUCUAUUUUGUUUUUGCACCACCAGAAACUCCAUAUGUAUAAACCUGUAUAUUUUAGUUCUGAAAGCAGACCAUUUACUUCAACAGGGGUGUUCGUCCGGACCCCCCGAAUCCCCCCAGCCUACGCCCUUGAGUUUCACGAAGUCUUAGUGCUAAGAUAGCUUCGAUAAUAUCUGUGGGAUGAAAUAGAAACUUGCGGCCUAAUUAAGAAAUUUCUCUUAGACACAAAACACACUGGGUCUGGUGAGUAUGGUACCUGUUGAAAACGAAAUGCAUUGAAUCGAGUGUGAUAAAACACACCGCGCCUGUGCUGGCGCGAACUACAGAUCUGGUAACAGACGACAUAGAACAUAUAAAAAGCAUGAGUUUAAACAAAUAUCUGUGCAUCCAAAUUUAUACAGAAACAGGUGACGUGUAAUCUUGAUUUGAAUCGUCCACAACUCUUAAAGUUUUUAAAUACUACAACAUAUUUUUCACUAUUAAAGCCAAUUUUGAUCAUUUAAAUUAGAAGUACUUACAUUUUAUUAUUUAGAAUAUUCAUUUUCAUACACCUGAAGUGCUUCUGGUUAUCCAGGUUUAUCGCAAUACCCCUAAACGCAUUUUUCAUAAUUCUAAAAAUGCUUGUUCGUUUGAGAAGUAAUGGUUACAGAGACAAGCUCUAGUUAUUUUUAGACUAUUUUUCUAUUUAAACAUCACAGACUUUAGCAUGUCUCU
This is a messenger RNA of Gigantopelta aegis, 3442 nucleotides long. Its product is annotated as WD repeat, SAM and U-box domain-containing protein 1-like. The coding region runs from base 190 to 1707 and encodes 505 amino acids. The transcript is spliced from 12 exons. The record is from RefSeq and is a predicted model, not a curated record. Lineage: Eukaryota; Metazoa; Mollusca; Gastropoda; Neomphalida; Peltospiridae. Gene Ontology annotation, biological process: protein ubiquitination. Gene Ontology annotation, molecular function: protein binding; ubiquitin-protein transferase activity.